GUUCCUCACAGGAAGAAGCCCACCCACACAACUGUGAACUGCUGGUUCUGCAACCAGGACACUGUGGUGCCAUAUGGGAAUCGCAACUGCUGGGACUGUCCUAACUGUGAACAGUACAAUGGUUUCCAGGAGAACGGAGACUACAACAAGCCCAUUCCCGCCCAGUACAUGGAGCACCUCAACCACGUGGUGUCUGGCGCCACUACUUUCUGCGACCCCACCAAGCCGCAGCAGUGGGUGAGCAGCCAGAUCUUGCUGUGCAAAAAAUGCAACAACUACCAGACCAUGAAGAUCAAGCAGCUGGCGUCCUUUGCACCCAGGGAGGAGGGUAAAUACGACGAGGAGAUCGAGGUCUAUAAGCACCACUUGGAGCAGACCUACAAGCUCUGCCGCCCGUGCCAGGCCGCUGUGGAAUAUUACAUCAAGCACCAGAACCGGCAGCUCCGGGCGCUGCUGCUGAGCCACCACUUCAAACGCCGGGAGCCCGACAAGCCCUGCAUGCAGAGCUUUUGCUCCUCGUCGUCCUCCAUGACCACCCCGACUCAGGUGAUAAUAUUGCGGUUCCUGACCUUCCUCAGCUGUGCGUUCCUUGUCCUGACGGCUUCCUACGGGUCCGGUGACCCCUUCUCCCUCAAAGUCAUGGCCCCGGCGUCUGUGGAACAUGGCCCAAUGGCCAUGGGGAAUGGGACUAGCGCAAGCCCAGCAGCGGCUUCGGAGAAUCGCACUCUCUUAGGCGUGACCGGCUGGUGGGAACUGCUCCACCUGUUGCCGGAGCAAACGGUGAAGACCUUGAGCUUUGCUUGGACCUACGGGAGGAACCAUCAGAUUGCAGUCGUCGUCCUCGGGCUGUUCACCUGCUUGUUAGCCAUGCUCAUGGCCGGACGGAUCAGGCUGCGGAGAAUCGAUGCCUUCGCCUCAGUCCUGUGGCUUCUGGUGAUGGGUCUCCACUUGGCUGAGGAGUACCUGAAGGCGGACACACCCAGCUGGCUGGACACAGCCAAAUUUGGCACCACAUCCCUGUGCUGCCUGGUGGGCUUCACCGCAGCAGUGGCCACGCGGAAGUCAACGGGCCAACGGAGAUACCGCCCCCGAAGGUAUCUUUCUGGGGAUUCGGUCACUCUGUUCCCUUAUGGCUCUGGGAUUGGUUUCCCUUGUUCUGCUGCCUCGCCGUCUGUUUUUAUCCCAACGCCCCCCAGCAUCCUCCAGCUGACGAACCAGCAGUUCUUCAGAUCCCCACGUAGGGCUUCCUCCUCCUCGCUCCCUGGACGUCUGAACAGGGCCCUCUCCCUGGGCACCAUGCCUUCCCUAGCCAGGACAGAUUCUGGCUACUUGUUGUUCAGUGGCAGCCGUCCGGCGUCCCAGGCAUCUCAGUCAAAGGAGUCGCCCGCAUCAGAGUACUACUCCCUGCUGUCUGGAAGCUGCGCCUCAUCCCCCAUCCCGUCACCAGCACCUUCGGUGGCUGGAUCCGUCACCUCCAGCUCAGGCUCCUUGCGCUACCGCCGUCCCCUUAUCAGUCCUGCGCGCCUGAACCUGAAAGGGCAGAAGCUGCUGCUCUUCCCAUCCCAGAGCGAUGCUCUGCACACGCCAACCAGCCUGGAUGAGCCCACCCACGCCGACAGCAACGUCUUCGCUGCUGAGCUGUCCCCGUUCCCGAAAAAGAACCUCAACGAGCGGGCAAUGCAUGAUAUGAGGGCAGCCAUGGGAAGAGGGAGUAUUUGCAGUAACAAUUCCAUCAAAAAGGAGGAUAAUUCGUCACAUUCAUCCACCUGUGUGGUGGACACGACCACCAAAGGAGAAGAGCCAGCAGGCUGGAGAGGUCAUUUUGGGAACUCCAUUAUCCGAGGUCUCCUAGCCAUGAGCCUGACAGCCAAUGCUAUCUUCACAUCUGCCUACCUCUACCAGAGCCUGCGCUGACCCAUGCUGCUUCUCCACUUGGUGGCGCCACCCACUUCCCAAGAGACUCUACGAGAAGAAUUCAACCACAGCUUCAGUGUCUUUUGGCUAUGCCACAGGUGCAUGCUGCUUAUCCACCACUGCCCGCCAGGCUGCAGCGACAAAGAACCACACAGCUGCUGCUGUCACCACCUCUGAGCAGAACGUACUGAAGGGCUGUUGUGAGGCUGGAGAUGGCCGGCGGGACUCUUCGCAAUGCCCGCUCAAGGUGAGAGGUCAGCUAACGUCCCUUGCACCUUCUUUCUAAGGAUUCGGUCUGUGACAUGAACUAGAGAAGAUGUAAAUGAGCUGGUUGGCUCGGUCUCAUCCCAUCUUUCCCACGGAUUAACCAACCUCACAUGGAUGGCAGUGAUGGAAUAAGAAGAAUUAGAACAAAUAAAUUGGAGACAAGAGACAGGACUUGAGCUUCAGAUAUUGAAAUGGCUUCCCCGGCCUGGUUUCCUUAUUAGCACCUAGUCUGUCUCCCCUGUUCGUUGUAUGUGAAUGGUUUUAUGUCCUCCUUAAGGUUGGUGGGGACUUUAGCUGCUCUGUGAUUCUCUUGCAUGGGGUGUAUGUGCGUGCAUGUACUUCUGUCUGGUCUGCUGUCUGAGGUCUAGUGAGCCGGGUACUUCCCUGUGAUGCUGGCUCCUGGUAACUGUUCAUGUCCAUUGCUCAAAUGUGUGCAGCUGCUGUAGGGCUGGGCACGUCUGCAUUAAGAAAGUAAGCUCAUGCUUUUCACCUUGCCAGGAAGCGCCAAUACUGCUGUAAUAAGAUGUGCCCUAAUCCACUUGGGUUGUGCCUCAGGGGCUCUAGUUCUGACUGCGCGUGUGGUUGCUGGAGUCGGGAGCUGCACAGCUUGUUCUUACUGUAAACCAUACUAACAUACUGUGUGAAGGGCACUGCUAACAGGGAGACGUCGGAUAACAUGCUCCACUCUAGAGGCUCACCUCUGGUCUUUGGGAAUGGUGUGUAUAAGAUAUUAUCUGCUUGGCUAAACUGCAAGUCUCUCUGCACUAGGGAUGCACCAGACCAGCUGAGCCUCCCGGGUGUCCCUUAAAAUCCAUGGUGCCAGCCCAACACUUUCUCAAAACUAGAAACUAUUUUUGAAUCUCAGUUUUUUUGGGUGCCCAACUUGGGAUGCCUUAAAGGAGCCUGGUAAUUUUUUUUUCCAGAGGGUGAGUGUUCAGAGCUCCUUGGAAAUUGGGUCCCUUUAUGGUGUCAAGUUGGGCACCCAAAUCACUAAGCAUGUCUGAAAAUGUUGCCCCUCAUAUCUCAAUUCCCACAUCCCAACCACAUGGUGCAAAGGGAGACUGAGCCAACACUAAGGAUGAGGCCUAUGAAGCAUCACAGGACUCUGCCCAGAACUUUCCUGCUGUCCUGGUGCUGUUUUCCUUUUGGUCUUAAAUUCUCUUACUUGUCCCUAUCUUCUCUUCAAAUUGUGUUUGCUCAGUCCCUUCCCCUCUGCACACCCUGCUGCUCGCUACUUUGGGUAUUCUUCCUCCUCCACACACGUCCACCAUGGUAGUCUGCUGGUGACGAGAAACUUCCCCGUUAAGCUGAAAAUCUCACCAUGUAGUAUGGAUCAGAUCUUUUGAGGGACUGUGUUCCCUUCACGUUGCUUACUAAGCCACCAUGCUCCCUUGUGGGACAAACAAAGUAAUGACCUAACACUAAUCAGUUAUUCCUGGUGGCUGGAGCUGUGGAAAAUCAAGUCUUGCUCUCCCUGUGUCUCUUGCACCUGUUCCUGCAUUAUCUCAGCAACCCUAUUCCAGCUGCUGUACUCACUGAUCCAUGAAGCCUCCUCUCUCAUCCCAUGGAGGAGACUGAUCAACUGCUGUGGGCUCUUCUCAAGAGAUUUUGGAAGUAGGAUCUCUGACUCUGCCGCUUUCUCUUGAUCCUUCUUUGGUGUUCUGGCCUGUCCGUAUACCAGGCAACUCCUUCACCUCAGCCUAGAUUCAGACUAGCAACUGCAUCCAAAAUAGCGGGCAUGCUGCAUGCUGAUUAGCAACUUUUUGUAACUUGCAUCAAUUGGUUUCCAUGUUGGACUAAUCCAUGACCUUGCUUGUGUUGAGAUUUGUGUCCCUUUUAAAUGUUUUUGGCUUCUAUUUAGUGUUCAUAAUAAGCGCACACACAAAAAACACCACCCUGGUGGUGCCUGCACUGCUGAGCACUCCACAAACUUCUCCAUACAGCUGAACCACCGGGAACUCACUCCUGACUUGCAACAACACAUGGUAUCCUGACUUUCAACAUGCCCAUGUGAUCUGAAGCAGAGAUCUGCAUGCCAUAGAGUACAGUGGCCUUGUGUAUCUUGCUAUGAUAAAUGUGCACUGUGACUUUGCUUAUGCCCCGAAAUUUGUUUCACUUCUCAACUCGUGCUUUGUGCUGUAUUUACCCACCGCCACAUCUCUCUCACAGCCCCACUUCACAUGGCUUUUAUUUGUCCCCACCAAACUCCAGUGCUGAGUUUGCCCCUUGCUAGCAUUUCUUCUUUGUUCCCAGCACCCAUGGCCCUCCCGGGUCCUCCUUUUUCCCUCCUGCACACCUCUUGUUUCAGGAACUCCUUAAUUUUACUUCUGAAUCUGCUGCCGGUUGGGCUCCUGGCCAGUCAUUUAGGUGACCCUACGUGAAGCCAUUUUAAAACUUUUUGGAUGUUAUUACAGAAGAGGAAAAUCACAAGACCUCUCAAUCUGGUGCUAGAACAGUGUGGGAGCGGUGCUGUUGCUGAUGCAAAGCCUUCACUGUUGUUAGCGUGUGUGCAUGUAUGUGUGUGUACGUGUGUAUAUAAAUAUUUGAAGAGUUUCUUCAUUUUGAAAGAUUUGAGCCCAAGUUUGUUCCUGUGUUGUCAGCCUUAAUCCAGCUACCGGACACUGUGUCCAUCUUGCUGCUGCUACUGCUGUUUCUGUAUAAUGCUGGUAUGGAGGAAUCAAAAAUCUAGUUCCCAGGUCAAAACCUUUGUGCAUGAAUUGCUGGUGGCAUGGGUCUUUGUACGAUAUUGUUCAGGGAUGGAAUUUUAUUUUUCUAAUGGUUUUUCCUGUACAAACCUUUGGGGAGAUGGGGAUAGAUGUAAACUUUCUGUACAUUAAACAAGAUUUGAACUUUUAUUUAAAUAAGGUCACGGUCAACUUCGAGAUGGGUUAUAAAGGAACGCUUACCAAAAGGAACCUUGACCCUGUUGCUGAAUGAUCACCCUCUCUUAUCCCCACCCUCCUAUAAAGACAUACACAACCUUCCUCUCUGUGCUGGGAUCCAUUAUGCAUGUCCCAAGACCUUAGAGAGUCUUCCUGUGAUUGUCUGAAUUAAGAUGCUAUUUUCCCAUAAGGUGGCUAUAUCAGUGGGUGUUAAGUAUAUUGUUAAGGGAGUGGAUCGUUGGGAGGACAAGUUGUUCUCUCCUAGGAUAGCCUAGAUCUAAAAGUAAGCAUCCCUGGCAUACAAGUGGGCUGAUCUAUAGGGACUUCAGUCCACUUACUCAGUGGCAAAUUUUGGCCUGUGAAUGUCCAAAUCCUACCCUUUAUUCCUGGGUGACAGUAAUGUUGUGGAACUGCUGAACUCGUCGGGGGUCUAAUGCAGCUGGAAGCCUAGGCUGCUUCUGGAUCUCUCUGGAUAUUGCUGUUCUAUUUCCCAGCCACCUUCAUAGUCUUAACUUCUAUCCCAGAUGUCUGUAACAAGGUCAGAAAGCACCUAUUUGGUCAGUGCAAGGUAGGUGUUUCCACAAAUGCUGCCUCCAGAAGUGACUAUCAAACCCUUUGUGUGCUUGGAUGGAAGGGCAGGGGUUUGAGGCUUCUGCAAGUAGAGUAGAUUUUGAUGAUAAAGAAGCGUCCGAAAACUCAUCUCCUACUAAAAAAAUGUUAUCUGUUUGCUUGUUUGGGCUCUAAUGCUGUACAGUUUAGUUACAUUGUGUGGGGAACUCUGUCCCCAGCAGGUUUUUAGUUCAUGCUCUGUGU
Molecule: messenger RNA, 5876 nt
Organism: Pelodiscus sinensis (Chinese soft-shelled turtle)
Lineage: Eukaryota; Metazoa; Chordata; Testudines; Trionychidae
Source: RefSeq, a predicted model, not a curated record